Oldenlandia corymbosa var. corymbosa is the source of this 3228-nucleotide messenger RNA. Lineage: Eukaryota; Viridiplantae; Streptophyta; Magnoliopsida; Gentianales; Rubiaceae. The record is from the annotation of a GenBank genome assembly.
AAAAAAAAAAAAAAAUAAUAAAGAAAAGAAAAUGGAAAAUAAAUCUGCCUAAUCUCUCUUAACCACCCACCGGAUGUCCCGGUAAUAUUCAGAGAUUCGGAUUCUGUUCUUUCACGCACACUCACAAAACACUUGACAGUAACAACCUUCUGUUUCACAGAUCUCUCACAGUACACUUUGACACUUUGACACUUGACUCCUCCUCCUCCUCCUCCUCCUCCUCUUCGUCAUGGCUUCCACCGCCGGCGAUGUUCUUCGGAAUAAUCUCUCGAUUCUUUCUCCUGAUCAGGUUGAGUUGGCGAAUAUGUUGAUAGAGAUGGAACAAAGUCAUCUGUUUGAACAUUGGCCCGAGCCAGGCAUUGACGAUGAUGAGAAGCGGGCGUUUUUUGAUCAGAUUCAGAAACUUAACUCAAGUUAUCCUGGGGGCCUGGCAGCCUACAUAAAAACUGCCAGAGAACUUCUUGCUGAUUCAAAGUCCGGGAAGAACCCAUUCGAAGGAUUUACUCCUUCUGUACCGUCUGGCGAAGUUUUGACUUUUGCGGAUGAUAACUUUCUCCAAUAUGAGGCGGCCGGUGUUAGGGAAGCACGGAAAGCUGCCUUUGUCCUCGUUGCUGGGGGGCUUGGGGAACGUCUUGGAUAUAAUGGAAUAAAGGUGGCUCUCCCUUCAGAGUCCAUUACUAGAACAUGUUUCUUACAGCACUAUAUUGAAUCAAUCUUGGCUUUGCAAGACGCUAGCUGUAGACUAGUCGAAGGUGAAUGUCAUGCUGAGAUUCCUCUAGUUAUAAUGACUUCUGAUGAUACACAUUCAAGGACAGUAGAUCUUUUAGAAUCCAAUUCUUAUUUUGGAAUGAAGCCAACACAAGUCAAGCUACUAAAGCAGGAAAAAGUUGCUUGUUUGAUUGAUAAUGAUGCUCACCUCGCGCUGGAGCCAAAUAAUAAGUAUAGGAUACAGACGAAACCUCACGGCCAUGGUGAUGUUCAUUCACUUCUCUAUUCAAGUGGCGUUCUGAAAAACUGGCAUGAGGCUGGUUUGAGGUGGGUUCUGUUUUUCCAAGAUACAAAUGGUCUUCUUUUUAAGGCUAUUCCUGCCUCAUUGGGUGUCAGCACCACUAAGCAGUACCAUGUUAAUUCUUUAGCUGUUCCUCGCAAAGCAAAAGAAGCUAUAGGAGGCAUUACAAGACUUACUCAUAAAGAUGGGAGGUCAAUGGUGAUAAAUGUGGAAUACAACCAGCUGGAUCCUUUGCUUCGAGCAACUGGGUAUCCCGACGGUGAUGUCAAUUCUGAGUCAGGCUAUUCUCCAUUUCCUGGAAAUAUAAAUCAAUUAAUUUUGGAAAUCGGUCCCUACAUGGAGGAGCUUACAAGAACUGGAGGUGCCAUUAAGGAGUUCGUCAAUCCUAAAUACAAAGAUUCCACUAAGACGGCUUUUAAGUCAUCAACUAGACUUGAGUGUAUGAUGCAAGAUUAUCCUAAAACACUGCCUCCUUCAGCGAGGGUUGGGUUUACGGUUAUGGAUGCAUGGCUUGCUUAUGCCCCUGUAAAGAACAAUCCUGAGGAUGCUGCAAAGGUGCCUAAAGGAAAUCCAUACCACAGUGCUACUUCGGGAGAAAUGGCCAUAUAUCGGGCAAAUAGCCUUAUUCUAAGAAAGGUACAUUCUCCUGUUCUGGAAUUUAUUGUUUGAUUGCUGGAUCAUAUUGCAUGUUUCAAUAUUUAGAAAUUUUUGUUACAUUGCAAAGGUGAGAUGGUCCCUGUUGGGGCUGGGGUUUGUUCUUUUAGGAGAAUGAUUGUUGUGAGUCAACUAAUGAAGUAUAGAGAAUGUUAUCAGCGUUAAUCUAAAUUUUAUGUUAGAACCGGUUUCCUUUCUAGUCGCAGUACUGCUAAAUGGUGAUUGGCAAGCUAGUUAACAAUAUCAUGUCGUGAGCUCAUUCUCUGAAGUGUCGGAAAAUUGCAUAUCAGUCCUUUCCAUAUAAUGCCAAAGCUCCUUAUUACUAUGAAUAUAUCUUCUGCCUAUCUUCAUAUACUUCUCCAAUGCUAAAAAAUCACAUUAAAGCCUCCGUAUUAUUUAGAGCUCAUCCUACAAACCGUCAAUCAUCUAUGUGCUUUCAAUAUCUAUAAAACGAUGCAUGAGCCCCUUAUUCUUGUAAAAUGUCUUGUGUCAAGUUCAUAUACGUCUAUCACAAUAUUAAAAGAACGAUAUUGUAGUACUGCUGUUGAGAGAAGUCAGUUAUUAGGUGAACCGUCUUUGUGCCUACCAUGGUCGAAACUCGGUUGUUUCUAUUCUUGUACAGGCUGGGUUUAAUGUAGCUGAACCAGUUCUCCAAGUAUUCAACGAGCAAGAGGUGGAAGUAUGGCCUAGAAUAGUAUGGAAGCCAAAAUGGGCAAUUACUUUUGCUGAAGUAAAAAACAAAUUAAGUGGAAACUGUAGUAUCACACAGGGAUCUACGAUUGCUAUUAAGGGACGGGAUAUCUUCCUUGAAGAUCUUUCUCUGGACGGAACUCUUAUUGUCAAUGCUGUUGAUGGCGCCGAGGUAUGUUUUGACUAAAUUUGCAAACACAACAAAACAAUUUGACGAAACUGAAGUAUACAAUUGCAUUUGGUGCUCUAUGGACAGGUUAAGGUAGGUGGCCAUGUACAAAACAAGGGCUGGAUAAUUGAACAUGUAGAUUAUAAAGACACAUCGGAACCUGAAGAGGUUAGGAUCAGAGGCUUUAAGUAUAAUAAAGUUGAGCAGUUAGAGAACUCAUACGAUCAACCAGGAAAGUUUUCAUUGAAGGCCUAAGGUCAGUUGCCAACAACCAAUUCAUUUAUUCAUUCAGGCUAAUGUUAGUCGCUCAUUUCUCAAUUGAGUUGGUCAGAAAGAGAUGUGAAGAAUUUCCUUUGGCUGAGGAGUACUCUCAAUAAAGUUAGGCUCAGGAUCUUGUUUUAAGAUGCUAUAAUGAUUCUGCAAUUCACUCAUUUUGUAGUGAUAAUGUAAAGAUAGCGUGUCUCAAUCUUUUCAAAUUUUGUGAAAAUAAAGGUUUAGGAAUCGUGAAAUCUUGUUAAACACCCGCCCAAUUUGGCCAAAAAAAAAAAAAAAAAAAUAGCAAUCAAACAGCUACAAAAACUUGAGGGAAAAAAUGGAAAGAACAAAAAGGAAUUGUGCUUUAGGUUUGAAAUCUACACAUGCUUUAUUCUUUUUUUUUUUUGUUAUCAAGUUUUUUUGUGCCGGAAAUAGCUACUCCCUCUGUCCC